This is a messenger RNA of Cladophialophora psammophila CBS 110553, 369 nucleotides long. RefSeq lists its product as uncharacterized. The transcript has a single exon. The coding region runs from base 1 to 369 and encodes 122 amino acids. Lineage: Eukaryota; Fungi; Ascomycota; Eurotiomycetes; Chaetothyriales; Herpotrichiellaceae. The record is from RefSeq and is a predicted model, not a curated record.
AUGACUACCAAAUCUCAUCGACUCGCGCGCCUCAUCGGCCCCGCGCUUUUCACAAUCUCGCUGACGGAGUCGUUCAACGCGCAUAUCUGGGCCACAAGCUCCGCGCCGACCAUCUUCCUGAACGGCUCUGUGAUCUUCGUCUCCGGCCUCGCCAUUGUCCAAAAUCACAACGUGUGGUGUCGCUCCUGGCCUGUUCUAGUCACCUUGGCGGGCUGGGGAGGUGUCGCGCUUGGGUUGAUGCGCAUGCUCAUUCCGGAGCGAAUACUGGAGAGUGUGAAAAGAGCAGAGGCAAGGGACGUGAGGAUCGCGGCCACGGUCGUAGCAGCGUUUGGGGCGGUUCUCUCACUCUUUGGAUAUUUUGGACCUUGA